This is a messenger RNA of Aphanomyces invadans, 1239 nucleotides long. RefSeq lists its product as hypothetical. The transcript is spliced from 3 exons. Gene Ontology annotation, biological process: amino acid transmembrane transport. The record is from RefSeq and is a predicted model, not a curated record. Lineage: Eukaryota; Oomycota; Saprolegniomycetes; Saprolegniales; Verrucalvaceae. Gene Ontology annotation, molecular function: amino acid transmembrane transporter activity. Bases 1 to 1239 code for a protein of 412 amino acids.
AUGCCGACUCCAUCGGAAACCAAGCCGCUUCUCUACACAGAGUUCCCACCGCUCCAUGACGACGAAGCGGUCGCGCCACAGGAGGGCACGGUCGUGACGUCCUACCUGGGUUUAAUGAGCACGAUGGCGGGAGCAUGCAUCCUGACUCUUCCCAGUACGAUGCAAAUGACGCCGGUCUUGCCGUCGUCGGUGCUCUUGGUCACGUUUGCUCUUCUCGCGUACGCAGGAUGCGUGUGCAUCUGCAUUGCGUGCGACGGCAGCGGUGCGACGUCCUUUGAAUCCCUUGCCAAGCGUCUGCGUCAUCCGUUCCAACUGUGGAUCGUGCGUGGGCUCGUCAUGAUGCUCCUCUUUGGCGCAGUUGUUAUGUACGUUGUGAUUGCAACCGACAUGCUGCAGCCGUUCCUUCCUUUCCUCUCGCGCUUCGUCCUCGGUGGCCUCUUUGCCGGCAUUUGUCUCCCGCUCUGUCUUCCCGACACCGUCGCCGCUCUCAAGUAUACCAACUCGGUCGUAGUCUGCUGCGUGCUCUACAUUGUCGUCGUCCUUUUGCUCCAAGCAGUGUCCCAGGAGAACCCGUGGCCGGCCGAACCCGUGUCGCCCAUUACGUUUCGUGGCGUCGCGUACACCGUGCCGAUUCAAGCACUGAGUUACUGCAUGCACCUCAACAUCCCGCAAGUUUACAGCGAGCUGCAGCACAAGCCAUCCAUGACCAAAGUGUUUGCCCUCCUCUUCGGUUCGGGCGUCGCGCUAUACUUGACCGCGGCGCUGGCUGGUUAUGCUUGCUUCCACGGGUUUCCCCCGGCCGAUAUCUUGACAGGGUUUGCCGCCGACAACCCGACUAUCAACGGCGUUCGGAUCGCACUGGGUCUCUGCAUGAUCUGCAAAACUCCCAUCACGUACCAGCCCCUGCGCGAUGUCAUGGAGGACAUGGCGGAUGGCAUGUUUCCGAAGAUGCCGUUCCGCAUCGCGGCGACGUCGUCGUUCCUGAUUGCGACGUGGAUUCUGGCCGUGACUGCCAACGACCUGGGAUACGUCAUGGACUGGGUCGGUGCGACGGCGGGGAUUUUGCUCUCGUUUGGGUUUCCAGGCUUGUUUUUGUGGGAAAUGCUCGAACAAGACUACCACCAGCAAGAGUACACGCCGACGCAGAUCCGAUGGUACAAAGUGCUCGCUGCCUUUAUGAUCUUCACGGGAGUCUCGCUCUCCACCAUCUCGAUCAUCAAGAUGGUUUGGUUUUACUAG